Messenger RNA from Durio zibethinus, 408 nucleotides. Lineage: Eukaryota; Viridiplantae; Streptophyta; Magnoliopsida; Malvales; Malvaceae. The record is from RefSeq and is a predicted model, not a curated record.
AUGGAGGAUAAUGUAUUAAUGUCAAACGCAACAGAGGCGAAAAAAACAAGAAGCAGCCGAGGUCGUCAACGAAUUGAAAUCAAGAAACUGGAAGACGAAAGCAAACGUCAAGUCACUUUCUCCAAACGUAGAAGAGGGUUGUUCAAUAAAGCUAAAGAGCUUUUCACAUUGUGCGGGGUAGAAGUUGGUAUCCUCGCAUUAUCAAAAUUUGGAAGAGUAUACACCAACGAUAAUGUGGAAGCACCGAUUGAGAACAUGAGUCUGGUGGAACUGCUGGAAUAUGUGAUGGCGCUUAAUGACUUGAGAAAAAACACAGAGGCUAGAGUGGAGGAGCUGAGCAUUCAAAAGUCUACUUAUUUAUGGCAAUAUGUUGCUGAUCAAGAAUUGAACAAGGACCGAGAUUUCUGA